Molecule: messenger RNA, 1962 nt
Organism: Brassica napus (rape)
Lineage: Eukaryota; Viridiplantae; Streptophyta; Magnoliopsida; Brassicales; Brassicaceae
Product: choline-phosphate cytidylyltransferase 2
Exons: 7
Coding region: 808-1734 (308 amino acids)
Biological process (GO): CDP-choline pathway
Molecular function (GO): phosphatidylcholine binding; choline-phosphate cytidylyltransferase activity
Source: RefSeq, a predicted model, not a curated record
GUUCAUACAUCAAGUCUGUCUUUUCUAUUUAGUAUUUUCAAAUUUGUUUCGGAAACCUCAAUCAUCAUUCUUAUCAUAACUUUUUUCAUUUCAAAUUUUGUGAUUCAUAACUUUUUUCAUUUCAAAUUUUGUGAUUCAUUUGUUUUAUGAACAAUUUGAUUGUGGAGGUGUGUGAAUCCAAAACAAUCAACAAAUUCUCAAGUUGACUCAGUAUGUCAUAUCCAGAACGAGAGAAGUGAAUCUGAGACAAUUCCGCAAGCUUAGUGUGACCAAUCAAUCCAUUUAUCCAAGUCAGAGGAAUUAUAGCUAGUUAGCUGGCCGACACCCUACCCUUCAAACAAACCAUCAAACCAUUUAAAUCAACCAUCUACCAUCAACCCUAAUUCGAUCUAACAAUAAUCAGAGUGAGAUUCAUUGGGAAAGUUGCAUAAGGUCUACUAGCUGUGCUGUGGAGCCUGGCAUUUCUUUCCUUCCAAAGUGCAUAUAUGCAAGCUUGGAAAAUGAGCUUCAAGAUGAGCAGCAAGUUCAAAUCUCUUUUUUUUUUUGUGCUAAAACUAUUAAUGAAUCGCUAAUUAAAUGUUAAAAUCAAUAUGGAUCUCCCACGUUAUUAUUUAUUUUAAUGCAAAUUCAAAACAAAUGCAAAAUUGAAAAGUCAUAGAAUGUAUAAACGGAGAAAAAAGAAAGAAGCCAAUUUAGAAAAAUUGCGCGAUUGGAGGGAAAGCCACUAAGAAAAAUAGGAACAAACACACAUUUAAAGAAGAAGAAGCCAAUCCAAAAAAAAGAAGAGAAUUCCGACAAAAAAUUUCAAUGGCCGUUAACGGUGACGACAAAGUUUCAGAAACAGCUUCAGAUCGGCCCGUUAGAGUCUACGCUGAUGGCAUCUUCGAUUUGUUCCACUUCGGUCAUGCUCGCGCCAUCGAACAAGCAAAAAAAUCGUUUCCGAACACAUAUCUGCUGGUAGGAUGUUGUAACGACAAGAUUACCAACAAGUUCAAAGGCAAGACCGUCAUGACGGAGUCCGAGCGUUAUGAAUCUCUCCGACAUUGCAAGUGGGUCGAUGAAGUGAUUCCAGAUGCACCAUGGGUUCUCACCAUAGAGUUUCUCGAUAAGCAUAAGAUCGACUACGUAGCUCACGAUGCUCUUCCCUAUGCGGAUGCUAGUGGAGCUGGAAACGAUGUUUAUGAGUUUGUAAGUUUCUUCCCUUUGGUUAUCUCUUCGGACUCAUGGUGUUUUUUAGCGGUUUUGGGCUUUGGUUUCUUGCAGGUGAAGUCGAUCGGGAAGUUUAAAGAAACGAAACGAACAGAGGGGAUAUCGACAUCAGACAUAAUCAUGAGAAUAGUUAAAGAUUACAACCAGUAUGUGUUGCGUAAUUUGGACCGAGGAUAUUCAAGAGAAGAACUCGGUGUCAGCUUCGUUAAGGAGAAGAGGCUUAGAGUGAACGUUAAACUGAAGAAACUACAGGAGAAAGUGAAAGAACAGCAAGAGAAGAUACAAACCGUAGCAAAAACUGCUGGGACUCACCAUGACGAAUGGGUUGAAAACGCUGAUCGCUGGGUUGUUGGAUUUCUCGAAAUGUUUGAGGAAGGUUGUCAUAAAAUGGGAACAGCUAUCAGAGAUGGGAUCCAGCAAAAGCUAUUGAGGCAAGAGUCAGAAGAGAACCGGCGCUUGAACGGCCUGUCAAAUGCCAAGGAGGAACAGAUUUUUGAUGACGCUGGGUUUGCAAAAGGAGAUUAAAACUAUCAUAAUGAUCAUGAAGGUUCCUUAAAUGAGAGCAACAAAAAGAAUAAGAUAGUAAAGAAAUGAGAGUUCUUGGCUAAUGAUUCAAGAGUUUCCACAGCUAUGGCAUUAGUAUUGCUUGUUUUAUUAUGUUCAACUUGUUGUUACUUUCUAAGACUCACAUGCAGCAGAAGUUAAAGCUGUCACUGAUAUAGAAUAUAUGAUCAAAACACUCAAAAAUGAUAA